GCGUUAGUUCGAGAGGAGCUCAGCACUCUCUCCUGGCUCCUGAUCUGAGCUAUGUGCAGCCCACAGAUGGAAUUUGUAAUUUGCAGAGGGAGGGACAGGGAGAGAGAGAGAAAGUGAAAUGGAACAACAGGAUCUGCAUGGGGAAUGGUAGAGACAUCUGGUCCUCAUUUAUACUGGAUCUCUCUCUCUCUCCCUCCCUGACUGCUCGCGUGGAAAAGAGGCAACAGCAUAUCGCCACAUCCGUCCUGCCAUCAACUUUUCAAAGUUUGUGGGGGAAAAAGUUAAUUCUUUUUAUUUACCUAUAAAGGAAAAUAUUGCAAGAGGGAAGCCAGAAAGCAGAUUUUCAAGGAAAAAAAUUGACACCGACGUUUUCAGCUGGAGUCUAGGAAGUGAAUUGAGAUCAUAGCAUUCGCUAAGUGACACGGAAGGAAUGGCAUUAAUUAGAAAAAUUAAUCAAGGCUUGCUGUUCCUAGUCAUUCUGACAUUUUGCCUGGUUCUUUACAACAAAUUUCACAACAUGUCGCUGUACAAGGAGGAAUUAGCAGAAGAACCCGAAUCUCCAACUGUCCACAGUGCAAUCCAUACAAUGAAACAAAGUGAACUUGCUGCUCCAGAAAGUGUUAUACCAAUUAUAAUAUGCGCUGCAGAAGAUCGAUUGGGUGGAACGAUAGCAACAAUCAACAGUAUCUAUAGCAACACCAACGCCAAUAUCGUUUUCUACAUAAUUACACUGAGAGACUCCCUCAUUCAUAUUAGCAAAUGGAUUGAAAAUACAAAACUGAAAGGCAUCCACUACAAAGUAAUGGAAUUCAAUGCUGCCGUACUGCAGGGGAAAAUAAGACCAGACUCUGCAAGGCCCGAGCUACUGCAGCCCCUCAACUUUGUUCGAUACUUCAUUCCAUAUCUUAUUCGUGAUCACGAAAAGGUGAUAUACUUGGACGAUGAUGUUAUUGUACAAGGUGAUAUCCAGGACUUGUACGACUCUGAAUUGAACUCUGGCCACGCUGCUGCCUUCUCAACAGAUUGUGAUCUGACCUCAACUCAUGAGAUGGUUAGGAGCAUGGGAAUGCAGACCACAUACAUGGGACAUUUGGACUACCGGAAGGCAACAGUCAGAGGUCUGGGGAUAAAUCCCAUGACGUGUUCCUUUAACGUUGGUGUGUUUGUUGCGAAUGUUACAGAAUGGAAACGACAGCGGAUUACCAAGCAAUUGGAAAAAUGGCUGGUGUCCAACGUAGAGGAGAACCUGUACAGCAGUGCACUUGCUGAAGGAGUAGUGACCCCUCCUAUGUUAAUUGUAUUUCACGAAAAGCACUCUUUAUUGAACCCUUUAUGGCAUAUUCGGCACCUUGGCUGGAGUCCUGACGCCAGAUAUUCUGAACACUUCCUUUCUGAAGCUAAAUUACUACAUUGGAAUGGAAGGUUUAAACCCUGGGAUUAUCCCACUGCACAUGUGGAACUUUGGGAAAGAUGGUAUCUUCCUGAUCCAACAGGACGGUUUAGAUUGGUGCGACCCAACAAUUAAGAGCUUUAUCAUGUACAGAAUGUUCAUUUCUUUGUCCAAUUAAGUGUGCUUAUAGGCAUGCUGCAGUUUAAGUAAUCCACUCUCCAUACUUUUGUUUCUGUGAAUUAAAAGACAGCAGAACUUACUGCUAUGGAAUUGAGAUUUAGCUGACUAAGAAGAUAAUUAAAUAUUAUUCAGUGAAAAUAUUUCUACAUCAAAGUAAAAUGUAGUCCUGCACAAUAACAUUCACUACUUUCAGCAGCGGGAGUUUUUGUUAUAUUGUGGUAUAAUACAAACCAAUUUGCUAAAUAUUUUUCUACCUACUUAAUCUUUUUGAAUGACUGCAAAGAAGUCUUCAUAAUUGCUUUUCUGUGCUUGAGAGGUAAUGUUAUAAAGCAAUAUACUCUACAAAUGUGAAAAUUAUUAAAUCAGUUCUAAACAAUUCUUGCCUAACUUUCAAUAACACUUUUAUAAUUUAAAAAUGUAACAUUCUGGAUGUAUACCAUCCUAAAGAAGGAGAACAACCUUAAAUUUAGAGUUGGGGCCUUCAGGGAUGAUGUCAGGAAGCAUUUCCAGCAAAGAAUGACUAAAAAGAUAAUAAAAAGGCAGAAAGCAGAGUAUGCGAGAAAGCUAACAAGUAAUGUGAAAAGAUAGUAAAAGUUUCUACAAGUAUUUGAAUGGGAAAAGAGUAACUAAAAUUAGUGUUGGUCCUCUAGACAGAGUAUGGGGAAUUGAUAAUGGAAAACAAAAAAAUGGCAGAGAUAUUGAACAGGUAUUUUGUGUCUGUCUUCAUGGUAGGGGACUUGGAAAACUUCCCAAAGAUUCUUGAAAAUCAAGAGGUGAUAGGGAGAGAUGAACUUAAUACAGUCACCAUCACCAGGGAAAGGGUACUAGGAAAACUAUUAGGCCUAAAGGCUGACAAAUCCCCAGGACUGGAGGUCCUGCAUCCUAGGAUCUUAAAAGAAGUGGUGGCACAGAGAUGCAUUCUUAAGAUUGUGGAAAAGUUUCAGCAGAUUGGAAAAUGGCUAUGUAGCACCUUUAUUCAAAAAAGGAUGGAGGCAGAACACCGGAAACUAUAGGCUAAUGAGCCUAACAUAUGUCAUAGGGAAAGUGCUAGAAUCCAUUAUUAAGGAGGUUAUAGCAGGAUACUUGGAUAAUCACAAUUUGAUCAGGCAAAACCAACAUGGCUUUGUGAAAAGGAAAUUGUGUUUAACUAAUCUGGUAGAGUUUUUUGGGCAAAGUAACAUUCAAGGUGAAUAAAGGGGAGCGGUAAAAGUGGUGUGCUUGGAUUUCCAAAAGUCAUUUGAUAAGGUACCACAUCUAGGGUUACCACACAAGAGCACAUGGUGUAGGGGGCAAUGUAUUAGCAUGGAUAAAGAAUUGGUUGGCUAACAGGAAGCAGAGAGUAGGGAUAAAUGGGUCUUUUUUGGAUUGGCAAGCUGUAACUAGUGGAGUGUCACAGAGAUCAGUACUGGGUCCUCAACUACUUACCAUCAAUAUUAUUGACUUGGAUGAAGAGACCAAAUGUAUGGUAACUAAAUUUGCUGAUAACACCAGGACAGAUAGGAAAGUAAAUUCACAGAAUCACAGGAGGCCAUUCAGCCCAUCAUGUCUACACCAGCUCUCCAAAUGGGCACUAUGACCUAGUGCCAUUGCCUUGCCUUUUACCCCAUACCCUUGCACAUUGUUUCUAUUCAAAUAAUCAUCUAAUGCCCUGUUGAAUGCCUCGAUUGAACAAGGGCAGUUCCUUUCACCUCACUGAGUUCAGCUUUUUUGUCGAUGUUUGAACUAAGGCUGUAAUAAGGUCAGGAUCUGAGUGGCCCUGGUGGAACCCAAACUGAGCGUCAGUGAGCAGGUUAAUCCUAAGCAAAUGCCACUUUAUCGCACUGGUGAUGACCCCUUCCAUCACUUGUUCUAUCAUGUUGUGUUCAGAAACAUUUGUGAAGUAACUUUUGAGUGUAAAAUAAACUAUAACAACUAUUUAAUUCGA
Messenger RNA from Carcharodon carcharias (great white shark), 3494 nucleotides. It is a transcript of the gene glt8d2, whose product is annotated as glycosyltransferase 8 domain containing 2. The coding region runs from base 431 to 1525 and encodes 364 amino acids. The transcript is spliced from 10 exons. The record is from RefSeq and is a predicted model, not a curated record. Gene Ontology annotation, molecular function: glycosyltransferase activity. Gene Ontology annotation, cellular component: Golgi apparatus. NCBI's taxonomy places the organism in Eukaryota, Metazoa, Chordata, Chondrichthyes, Lamniformes, Lamnidae.